AUGGCUGACCCAACUGUCAUUGUCUUGCCCGGAACGGCUGAUAGCUUCCAUCGUACUGACCAGGGAAGGUCGCAGAUUGCAUCAAAAAUCCAGAAUGCCCUGAACGAAGAACAAUCGCCAAGAUCGACGCAGGAAGGCCCAUUGCGACAGGUUUUAGCCCAGCAAGACAGCUUCUACAAGUAUAUCAACUGGGAAGAUCCUCUACGCACCCUUGGUGUAUAUAUCGGUACCUUGGGCAUCUUGUUUGGGGCACAUUACUUACCCCUCACUCAAUUGGCAUUGAAGGCGGCGGUCACUACUCUUGGAGCCGUCUCUGCUGCUGAGUAUGCCAGCCGGUCCUUCAGUUCCGACUCCUUAUCCACACGCCUUCGACCAAGACAGUAUAGAAGAGUGCCGGAGUCUACACUCAACAACACUCUGAGAGAUGUUCACGACUUUAUUCAAUACGCAGUGGUAGAAGCUCAACGAAUCAUCUAUGGCGAAGACCUGGGAAGAACGUUUGGCGCAUUCGUCGGACUUGCAUCUGUGUAUGCACUCAUUAAAGUCCUUUCUCCGUUUUGGUUAGCUGUAGUCGGAGUGACCGCCAUCUUCGUUGCUCCUCUCGCAGCCUCGCCUCAGGGACGGCAGAUCGCUCAUGACGCCACUGUGCAGGCUCAAAACGCUGCGAACGUGACCGCUCAGAAGGGCGCAGAGCUCGCUCGUGAUGGACAAGCAAAGACGGCGGAGCUGUCCUCCAAGGCACAACAAGCUGCUUCUGACGCGAGCACGACCCUCGGCAACGCUGCUCGGAGCGGGCAACAAACGGUCUACAACGCGACCAACACAACUGCUGAUAAGGCGAGAGACUUGCCGCAAGCAGGCACAAAUGCACUCAACAAUGCUUCUGCAUCUAUUACAUCGACCUUGGGAGACGUCAAGCACAACGCCACCGGCUCAUCGGCGACCAACAACAGCCGGACGUUUGAUGAGAGAACUCGUCAGCCGCCCUCCGGAUAUGUCACAAGCACAGGAUCGGAUGGCCUCUCUCGAUCGUCAAUCAAUGAGACAGAGAUACCAAGACGUGCCCCUUUGGACCUUGAGGAUCAGCUCUCUGCUGAACAGUCUGGUCUGCCUUCACUCCCUAGGUCCUUGCCAGUCAAAUCUGAUAUUGAGGGUUUGGGAAAUGGAACGGCUACGAUUCUCCAAUAA
Molecule: messenger RNA, 1188 nt
Organism: Colletotrichum costaricense
Lineage: Eukaryota; Fungi; Ascomycota; Sordariomycetes; Glomerellales; Glomerellaceae
Exons: 6
Coding region: 1-1188 (395 amino acids)
Source: RefSeq, a predicted model, not a curated record